AUGCCACCCUUCACCUCCUCUAGGACAGCCCUAAGGGCGGGCUCACGAGCACUACUAGCCCGCCGGUGCAUCCAACCCCAAACCGCAUCACCCCUCGCCAUCUUCUCCCGCAGCCUCCACCAAACAAGAACCCUACAGCAGCAGCAGGGCCGCAACACCACCACCAAACCCACCGGCAGCACGCUCCUGCCCGAAUUCAGCCUGCGCGACCGGGUGGUGAUCGUGUCGGGUGGGGCGCGCGGGGUGGGGCUGACGCAGGCGGAGGCGCUGCUGGAGGCCGGGGCGGUGGUGCACGCGCUGGACCGGCUGCCGACGCCGACGGGCGACAGCGACUUUGCGCGGGUGGCGGGGCGCGCCGCCGCCGAGCUGGGCACGCGCAUGCGGUACCACCGCGUCGACGUGCGCGACCAGGCCGCCCUGGGCGAUGUGGUGGGUGCCAUUGCCGAGGAGGAGGGCCGCGUCGACGGGUUGAUUGCCGCUGCGGGGAUCCAGCAGGAGACGCCUGCGUUGGAGUAUACUGCCGAGGAUGCGGAUCGGAUGUUGGGGGUGAAUGUCACGGGCGUGUUUAUGACGGCGCAGGCGGUUGCGCGCGAGAUGAUCAAGCGCAAGCAGAAGGGCAGUUUGGUGCUGAUUGGGAGUAUGAGUGGGACUGUAGCGAAUAGGGGGCUGAUUUGCCCGGCGUACAACGCAUCCAAGGCGGCCGUUCUGCAGCUCGCCCGCAACCUGGCCUCGGAAUGGGGCGAGCACGGCAUCCGCGUCAACACCAUCUCGCCGGGGUACAUCGUCACCGCCAUGACCGCCUCCCUGUUUGACGCCGUGCCCGAGCGCCGGACGGCCUGGCCCGAUGCCAACAUGCUCAAGCGGCUGAGUUACCCGGAGGAGUACCGAGGCGCGGCUGUGUUCCUGCUCAGCGACGCCAGCAGCUUCAUGACCGGGGCUGAUUUGAGGAUUGACGGCGGCCAUUGCGCGUGGUAA
This is a messenger RNA of Chaetomium globosum CBS 148.51, 975 nucleotides long. RefSeq lists its product as uncharacterized. The record is from RefSeq and is a predicted model, not a curated record. The transcript is spliced from 2 exons. Gene Ontology annotation, cellular component: intracellular anatomical structure. The coding region runs from base 1 to 975 and encodes 324 amino acids. Gene Ontology annotation, molecular function: oxidoreductase activity, acting on NAD(P)H, oxygen as acceptor. NCBI's taxonomy places the organism in Eukaryota, Fungi, Ascomycota, Sordariomycetes, Sordariales, Chaetomiaceae.